CAACAGUAUCUGCCGCUCAUCAGUGGGGUGACUGCCUCAGGCCACCCCGUCAUAGCCGAUACGAACAAGGUGGGCUGUACUAAACAGUGGGGCCAUCAACCUCGAACCCGCCGUCUUGUCCCGCUUCGGCGGAAGCUUUGACGUCCACUCGACCUGCUGGGAACUCCCGAAGGUAGAAAAGCUCUCCACUUCCUCUUUGAAGCUUACCUGCUCAAACUUGUGAUCAGACCAUCGGUUCUCCCCAGAACUACUCCGUCAUCUCAAGAAACUGAAAACAAUUGUUCCCAGUUACGACCCCCACAACACCAAUCACAAUGCUUCGCACAUCAUUCACCAAGGUCGCCCGCCCGGCGCUCUUCUCCCGCUCGUUCGCGAUCACCUCGCGCGCCAUGGCUGCUGGUGACACCGGCGCUCCCCCCAAGACCGGCGGCCAGGGUGAUGCCUUCCAGCGCCGCGAGAAGGCCCAGGAGGACUUUGCCAUCCGCCAGCGCGAGAAGGAGAAGCUCAUCGCCCUCAGACAAAAGCUCAGGGAGCAGCAGGACCACCUCCAGAAGCUCUCUGACCACAUCGACGAGAUCACCAAGGAGCAGGGUGGCGAGCACAACUAAAUAUUUAUCUACAAGAUUAAUAACCACGCGCUCUUCUCGGCUUGGCUGUCAAACUCCAAUUUGACCAGCCACAUCAUCACUCAAUGAAAUCAUGGCACCAACCAUGAACAACAGCCAGGAAAGAAAGA
Messenger RNA from Podospora pseudocomata, 736 nucleotides. It is a transcript of the gene INH1, whose product is annotated as ATPase inhibitor. The transcript has 4 exons. Gene Ontology annotation, molecular function: ATPase inhibitor activity. The record is from RefSeq and is a predicted model, not a curated record. Gene Ontology annotation, cellular component: mitochondrion. Gene Ontology annotation, biological process: negative regulation of ATP-dependent activity. The coding region runs from base 315 to 608 and encodes 97 amino acids. Lineage: Eukaryota; Fungi; Ascomycota; Sordariomycetes; Sordariales; Podosporaceae.